Molecule: messenger RNA, 4991 nt
Organism: Pomacea canaliculata
Lineage: Eukaryota; Metazoa; Mollusca; Gastropoda; Architaenioglossa; Ampullariidae
Product: sodium- and chloride-dependent neutral and basic amino acid transporter B(0+)-like
Biological process (GO): sodium ion transmembrane transport
Cellular component (GO): membrane
Molecular function (GO): L-amino acid transmembrane transporter activity
Source: RefSeq, a predicted model, not a curated record
GAACACCGGACGGGUGCAGCCUUUCUUCUUUUCCAGGAGAAACAACUCGGUCGUAGGGACGCAACUCGCUGGUUGGGUCACCCGCCCCCUCUAUCCUCUUCCACUCCCUUCACGAAGGCAGUCACCUUAAUAGCGACAGGUCAGUCCUCAACUGGCAACAGAUCCCGCAGCACAACGGUUUUCUCGUUCUCUUCUCGUGAGUGGCCAGCGAGGUGUAGAUAGUCCCUCCGCUUGUCAAGCGCUCGACGUGUCGCCACGGACACAGUUUCUUACCAGAUGAUAGAUAGACUCACACCUGUAACAUCAGACUUCUCUCUGUUGAAAGUAAACAGCCCACACCUGUCGUGUUGAUCAAAGGACGCCAUCUACAGGAACAACGGUGUCAACUUAUUGUUUUCAGUUUGGUUCUAAACCAAAGCUCAAAUACCGCAACAGGGGAGGUGACGUCCAGCCAUGGCGUCCCUGUGGUCGAAAAGUUCUUACGACAUGAAACCAGUGGCCGAGGUGAACGGCUCCACGGUUCAUCAGACUGAACAGGCGCAAGGUCAGCAAGAUCGCGAUGACGAACGAACAGAGGAAGACGGCUCCGAAAGAGGUCAAUGGGGUCACAAGGCAGAGUUCAUUCUGUCCUGCAUCGGCUUGUCUGUUGGCCUGGGCAACGUGUGGAGAUUUCCUUACCUGGCUUAUGCCAAUGGUGGAGCUGCCUUCCUCAUCGCCUACCUGAUCCUGCAGCUGCUGGUGGGCAAGCCCCUGUACUUCAUGGAGCUUGUCAUGGGCCAGUUCUCUGCCAAAGGACCCACCAAGGUGUGGGAGAUGAACCCUGCGGCAAAAGGGAUAGGAAUCUCCAUGUGCAUGAUAUCCCUGAUUGUGGCCAUCUACUACAACAUCAUCAUGGCCUAUACUCUCUACUUCUUCUUCUCCUCUAUGCAGACCACCUUACCAUGGACCGAAUGCAAGCCCGAGUGGGGCGACUGCAUCGCCAAGCGCACAGGACCGCCGCCUCUCCCGUGCACAGUCAACACCACCUACAUGAUGGAACUGGGCAGGUGUGAGUGUGUGGGCAACGACACCAUCGACGACCCACUAAUGUUAGGCUUCAACUGCACCCACAAACAGAAGACAGCUACCGAGCUCUACUUCUAUAAAGAAGUGAUACAAGUAUCUCCAGGUAUCUACCCUGAUGAGAUGGGGGCACCUCUGUGGAAGCUGACACUUUGUCUCCUGCUGUCGUGGAUAGUCGUAGUGCUGUGCCUCAUUAAGGGUAUCAAGUCCUCAGGAAAGGUGGUUUACUUUACGGCGACCUUUCCAUACGUGGUACUGCUGAUCCUCCUGGUGCGGGGGGCUCUGCUGGACGGUGCCAGAGGUGUGAAGUUCUUCAUCAUCCCCACGUGGGAGUCCUUAUUAGAGGUCAAGGUGUGGGUGGCAGCGGCUGGUCAGAUGUUCUUCUCUCUCAGUGUUUCGUUCGGGGGGAUCAUCAUGUUCGGCAGCUACAACAAGUUCAACAACAACGUCCACGGGGACGCCUUGUUGAUCAGCGCGAUGGACCUCGUCACAAGUGUCAUCGCGGGCUUUGUCGUCUUCACCACCUUCGGCGGUAUGGCCACGACCAUCGGCACCACUGUAGACAAGGUGGCUAAGGCAGGAUAUGGUCUGGCUUUUGUGGCAUACCCAGAGGCUCUGUCCAACCUACCCGUUCCACAACUGUGGUCCGUCAUCUUCUUCUUCAUGUUGUUCACGCUGGGGCUGGACAGCGAGUUCGGAAUGAUGGAGACCAUCCUGACGUGCCUGCAUGACGAGUUCCCCAAGUUGAGGAAGUGGAAGAGCCAACUGGUCAUAGGACUCAGCAUCGCCUGCUACCUCAUGGCCUUGCCCUGCACGUGCCCGGGCGGCGACUACGUCGUGACGUUGAUGGACCACUACGGCGCCGACUUCGCGGUGCUCUUCCUGUCUUGCUUUGAAGUCAUUUCUGUCAUGUGGGUGUACGGUGUCAUGCGGUUCUUGAGAGACGUGGAGUACAUGUUGGGACACCGUCCUCACCUGUGGCCCUACUGGGUCUUCUGCUGGGUUUUCGCCGCUCCGGUGAUCAUUGCGCUCUUGUUUAGCUACCGGAUGGCCACCUACGACCCCCCACAUAUAGACCCCAACACGCCCUUUCCGGACUUCGCUCAAGCCAUCGGUUGGGUGCUGCUGUCAGUUGUACUGUGUCCUAUACCGCUGUGGUUCGCCUACCAUGCUAUCAAAACAUUUAUGAACAACAAACAUCUAAGUCAGUCUGAGAUAAUUAGAAAGAUAUUCGCACCAACUGACAAAUGGAUACCUGCCGAUGGUAACAAAGACUAUUACCUGUCGCCAUCAGAUUAUCCUAUGGAUAACAAGUUUGGUAUAGACAAUCCAGCCGCCUCCUACGAUGACAAGCCAUGACCUUUAGGAAGCUGUGAUGCGCCAUCUUGUAAAUUUACUUUGGAGAAAUGACUGUUAGAAAUCGACAAAGGAUUUAUGAAACUUCUUACUUCACUUGUUUGAUCACAAAUGUGUCAAUGAUAGUCUUGUGAUUCAAAACUUUCCUUCAAAACUGGUCUUGUGAGAAUCUGCGAACAAUAUUUUUUGAGACUUCUGAAAAAGAUUGUGGAAGGACAUAACCAGAUGCUGCUCUAAUUAAGCUUACAUUCUUUUUUUGCUGUUUAGGAUGCUCGAAUGGCUAGAGGUGAUGGACUUUGUGCCUGCUAUUCUGACCAGAGUGUAAAAGAGUGUAAAUUUUAGUGGUGCAGAAUAUCUUUUUGUAACAAGCACAGUUAUUGUGAUUUUCCAAUCUUUUGUUGGCAAGUGGACUGAUACGCAUUGCCUAAGUUCAAAGGUUUCAAUGGUACAGCUGUUGCAAGAUAUUUUUUAAGGACAUUUGUAUCAAAACACAAUGUUUGGAUGUCAAGUCUGUGGCCGGAACAAACUGCUUCUGUUCCUGAAGGAAAGUCAGGGUUGUACAGUAUCGUCGCUUCAACGAGAGCUUACCAGCAGCAAUGGCUGCGACAGUGUUUGUGGAGAUGGAGAAAUAUAUUUCCAUGGAGACCUCAACGAAUGCACAAAUAUGCAUCUAAACAGGAAAGGGUGGCAACGCUCGCAAAGUUUAUUGUCAGAGAAUCAGAGUCGUUGAUUUGAGACUCGUUAACAAUGUGUAUCUAAUUAUAAAUACUUAUUUAAUUUUUUUUAAAUGACAUAAGAAAAUUGUAAUGGCUAAAGUAGCCUGCUAAAUAUUAAUUUGCAUAAUUGACUAGUCACAGAAAUAUAUCACUACAAAAGCAAUGUUAAAUCAUUCCUUACAACCUUGCUGCUUCACUUUACAACUCACGUUCACAUUUUAGGGGGAAAUCGCUCAGGAUAUAUCAAGCAAGCAGAAUAAUAUUUUUUAAUAUAAUCUGAUGAAUUUCUUUAGAGAACUUUUAAAUUGAUUCACGAUUCGUCAUUUUUAUUAAUUGGUCAAUUUUGGUUGCAGAAAACUGUUUUUUUUUAAAUCAAGAAUGAACGGGGUCAGAACAAAUAUGACCAAGUUUUACUCGGCACCAAAGAAAUGGAAACUGAACUUUUAUUGUAGUGUGGAGAUCGACUGUGACACUUUUAUUACAAGAGAACACAGUAGCCAGAGAAAAAAAAUACUUUCUCCGUCUUUUCUUAGGUUGGGCAGCUUGUGACUGCAUGAUCACGUGGUCUAUCCGCCUCAGUGUGCAAAUGUGAUGGUCUUUAAUUAUGAACAUGGUUUUUUAGGAUGGGCCAAACCUACAAAUAAAACCAAAACAAAUGUCGUCGGUACAAAACAGUUGAAGAUCCGGGAUUUUGCUCGCUUAACAUAUGACAAAGAACUGUUAUAGUUACCUUUGUAGAUGUGGGUUCUCCCAGAGAUUCAGUACACCUACCUCUUUAAAUUUCAGUUAGUCGGUCUGUAACUGCCAGAUUUUUACCAUCAAAAUAAUUUUUAAACAAGCAUCAUAGGAGUCCUUUUUAUAUCAGUUUAUCAUUUGCCAUACUAACAUGUUUUACAUGAAAUUACUUACAUGUUUUCUGAUUUGUGUGCACCGUGGCAAAGGCCAAGGGAAUGUUUUAAAACAUUAAUACUUAAAUGGUAUGGUAAAAAAAAAUGUCAUAAACACAGUACCUCGUACAUCGCCAUUCAAACUCUUUACAAAUAUAGACACAACAAAGAUACUUUUCUGUAAACACGAGCUAAAUCACUAACAAUAAAUGACUGUACAUUUAUUCUGCACAAUCCACAGCAAUAUGAGUCUAUAGGCCAUUUUUGUAGGCUUUUAAGCUCAUUUAACCAGAAUGUCUUUCUAAUGGAAUGUUUUUGUAUAUUAUCAUCACAUCAUCUCUAUCAUCCAUACUGACAACUUCUUAUCACUACUGUUAUUGUUGCACAUGUCCGUUUAUGUCGUUCUGACUGGAUGUCUCAAACCUGAACAUUGUCACAGAUGAGAAAUAAUAAUAGUUUGACUUACAGUGUACCUGAUGAUCAUCUUUGAGAAAAGUAAGUGAAAAAUAGACAUAGAAGGGAUCAUUAGUGAUUCUCAAAACAAUAAAAUGCAAAUUAAUAUCGCUUAUGUGUAGAAACGGACACACAUGUUUAAAUGUGAUUAAAAGUAAAAUAAAACAUAAUUUAGAGUCAAAUAGGGUUGUAUCGGGAAUUUUCAGCCACCAAGGUGGUAGUUGUGGGAAUGAUGAUAUUAAUAUCAUACCAAAAAGCUGGGAGGGGUGAAGUAAAUUUUGAAACUAAGUUUCUGCUUUUUUGAUAACCUUUUGUUGGUUCUUAAACCAGACUUUUUCAAUCCAGGUAACUUCACACACCUCAUCUUGCUCGACUUUCUAUCACUUUAAGACUCCAUCUUAGAAUAACGAUCUUACAUCAAAAUGAUGGUUGUAUUCAUGUAUUGAUUUAUUUUUGCAUUUUAUUAUAUUUUGUACGUAAUACCGAAAAAAAUUUUUUAAAAACUCUUUGUAAAAAA